This is a messenger RNA of Mycosarcoma maydis (corn smut), 1518 nucleotides long. Its product is annotated as putative aspartyl aminopeptidase. The transcript has a single exon. Gene Ontology annotation, biological process: proteolysis. NCBI's taxonomy places the organism in Eukaryota, Fungi, Basidiomycota, Ustilaginomycetes, Ustilaginales. Gene Ontology annotation, molecular function: zinc ion binding; aminopeptidase activity. Gene Ontology annotation, cellular component: fungal-type vacuole. The record is from RefSeq and is a predicted model, not a curated record. The coding region runs from base 1 to 1518 and encodes 505 amino acids.
AUGAGCACCGCUUCUUCCACCGCUGUUGCCGCUGUCAUGGACAAGAGCACAAAACAGGAUGACAUUGCUGCGGCGCGUCGAUUCCUCCGAUACGUCGAUGCCAGCCCCACCCCGUUCCAUGCCGUCGCUACCACCUCGGCCAUGCUCGAUGCUGCUGGCUUUCAACGUAUCAAGGAGAGCGAGCUAUGGGACGAUAAGGUGAAGCGCGGUGGUAAGUACUACUUUACUCGUAAUCAGUCUGCCAUUGUCGCCUUUGCCGUUGGUGCCAAGUAUGAGCCAGGUAAUGGUGUCCACGUAGUUGGCGCUCACACCGACUCGCCCAACUUCCAGAUCAAGCCCAUCUCUCGCAAGACAAAGGAGGGAUACCUGCAAUGCGGUGUAGAGACCUACGGUGGUGGUAUCUGGGCUUCGUGGUUCGAUCGAGAUCUCGGUGUCGCUGGUCGCGUAAUUGUGUCCGACUCAAAGUCGCACGACAAGUUUACAGGCAGGCUUGUGCACAUCAAGCGGCCCAUCCUGCGUAUCCCUACCCUUGCUAUCCACCUCAACCGCACGGUCAAUGAGGCAUUCAAGUUCAACAUUGAGGACAACACCGUACCCAUCCUCGGUCUCGCCACUGAGCACCUCAACAAGCGCGCCGACGAAGCUGCCGAGGCUGCCAAGGUCACUCCACAGGCAGUAGGUACACCUGUCAUGGCGGAAAAGCACCACUCUGUUCUUCUGGAUCUGCUUGCAUCGGAGCUCGGUAUCUCCGUAGAGCAAAUCCAGGACUUUGAGCUCAGCUUGUAUGACACACAACCCGCAUCCAUCGGAGGCAUCAACAACGAGUUCAUCCACUCUCCUCGACUCGACAACCAGAUGUCGUGCUUUUGCGCUACUGAGGCCCUCAUCGACUCUCUUGGGUCGGCGGAAUCGCUAAAUGCGUCUUCCUCGAUCCGUGCGAUCGCGCUCUUUGACAACGAGGAGGUCGGCUCGGUUUCGUCCCACGGUGCCGAGUCCAACAUGCUGCCAAGUCUCAUUCAGCGACUGGUGGCGCUUCCGGUAUCAUCAUCUUCGUCUUCGUCUUCUUCGAAUCCAGCUGCCUCGAAUCUGUACGAGCAGGCCAUCGCGCGAUCCUUUCUGCUUUCGUCCGACAUGGCACACGGCUUCCAUCCCAACUACCCAUCCUUCUACGAGGAGAAUCAUCGACCCAAGAUCAACCAGGGACCAGUCAUCAAGACCAACGUCAAGCAGCGGUAUGCUACCACCGGCCCCACCGCUUUCCUUAUUCGACGCAUCGCGCAGCGCGCACAGGUUCCUCUGCAGUCAUUUGUGGUCAAGAACGACAUGCCAUGCGGAUCUACGAUCGGACCUAUGCUCAGCAAGCUCGGCAUCCGAACUCUCGACCUUGGCAACCCGCAGCUGUCGAUGCACUCGAUCCGCGAAACUUGUGGGACCAAGGAUGUCGAGUACAAGAUUCAACUCUUCAAGCAUUUUUUCGAUUCGUUCGAACAGAUCGAUGCCCAGCUUGUCAUUGACUGA